AAUACUUAUUUCCCCCACAGUAUAGUAUUAAGUUAAAUUUUUUUGUAUGUUUAAAUUGUAAUAUCAUUUAAUGGUGAAAACAUUCUCUUUUUUUUAACCCAUGUACCACAGAGCUGUUCAAGACCGAUUUCACUAAAGGCUCGUGGAUUUUAUUUAAAGACAGUAAUGGCAACGAAGCCCAAGAGAUUGGGACACUGAAAAGAACAGUUAACCCGUUUGUUAGUCAAGAGAAAGACAUCCCUGAUGCUGUUAAGUUGUUCAAAGCACUUAGUAAGUCUGAAACCGCCAGCUAUUUUAUGUCCAUGACAAUGCUGUUGAGGAGGCUGAAAAAUAAAUGCCAGGGAACAUCUCUGCAAUUCCAGUGACCAUGAGGCACCACUCAUAUCGUUUGUCCAUAUUUGGUUCUGCAUACUGUCGCGACGGACCGACAGCCGGCGCGCAGGAGAAGAAAGGCGCUCCUUCCCCAACUGCCGCACCGGCACGAAGCGGACAGCCUCGUGCCAAACACACCAGCGGCCGGAAGGACCGGCACGGCGGGGCGGGACCGCUGACACUACGCCGGCCGGCGAUUGGGGAGUCAGGCGGGAAAAGUCCACCAAUCAGGCGACAGAGGAGGAGGAUAAAAGGGCGCGCUUCCGGCCAUACGGGAAGAGGAAGACCGACGGUGAACGAACAGAAUCCGUGCGUGCUCUUCAGCAGCCUACAGACGUGCCAGCGCGGAGCACACCGGUGCAGCUCUGACUACAUUUCCUACAUUUCUCAAAGUCUUACUACGCCGUCUGACAGUUCAGCUGAGCUCUUCGGAUUAAGCGGAAAGGCGACCAAACAACGUUAUUUAUCCUCCUACUGGUUUAAAAAGAAAAAGAUGCGCGAGACGCCGUGGUCCAGGUUGAUUAUCUUCAUCACAUGUCUAAUGAAAGUCGCAGAAAUCCAAGCACAAUGUGAGAGACCUAAUGGGGAAAACAUGGUUAUGAUCAGUGACUUGGGCCAGCAGACAUUCCUAAAUGGAUCCACUGUAAAGUUCCAGUGUUCUACUGGCUAUCGGCCUGUGGAUUUAUCAGUUCCCCGUACAAUCACCUGUGUUGGGACCGAGUGGACCAAACUGGAACUUAAUUGCACAAAAAAGACCUGUGGAUCUCUUCCUGAUUUUCCCAAUGGGAAGUAUACUUAUCCAAAUGGAAUUCUGUUUGGUGCGACAGCCGUCGCACAAUGUGAUGAAGGAUAUUUGCUUGUUGGAGAAAAAAAUAGAAAUUGUCGUGACGAUGGAUGGGAUGGGAGACAGCCUGUGUGUGAAGUGGUGAAAUGUCCACCACCUCUCGCUAUACAGAGUGGAACGUUUGAGCCCGUGGACGAAUCCUAUGAGUAUAAUCAAGCAGUCACAUACUCUUGUACUGGAAGUUACACUCUUAUUGGAGAAUCAAUUGUAACCUGUUCUGAUGAUGGAACCUUUCGUCCUUCUCCUCCAAAGUGUUUAUUGGUAGAGUGUGAGACACCUAACAUUAAAAACGCUGUUCGAAUUGAUGGAAAAUCACCACCCUACGGAUAUAAAAAUUUCGUCGAAUACAAAUGUAAUGAAGGGUACAUAAUGAAUGGAACUGGUCGCCUGGUCUGUGAAGAAAACGGAUGGAAUCCACCUCCCCCCGAGUGCAUCUCACAAUGUGAGAGACCUAAUGUUGGGGAAAACAUGGUUAUGAUCAGUGACUUGGGCCAGCAGACAUUCCUAAAUGGAUCCACUGUAAAGUUCCAGUGUUCUACUGGCUAUCGGCCUGUAGAUUCAUCAGUUCCCCAUACAAUCACCUGUGUUGGGACCGAGUGGACCAAUCUGGAACUUAAGUGCACAAAAAAGACCUGUGGAUCUCUUCCUGAUUUUCCCAAUGGGAAGUAUACUUAUCCAAAUGGAAUUCUGUUUGGUGCGACAGCCGUCGCACAAUGUGAUGAAGGAUAUUUGCUUGUUGGAGAAAAAAAUAGAAAUUGUCGUGACGAUGGAUGGGAUGGGAGACAGCCUGUGUGUGAAGUGGUGAAAUGUCCACCACCUCUCGCUAUACAGAGUGGAACGUUUGAGCCCGUGGACGAAUCCUAUGAGUAUAAUCAAGCAGUCACAUACUCUUGUACUGGAAGUUACACUCUUAUUGGAGAAUCAAUUGUAACCUGUUCUGAUGAUGGAACCUUUCGUCCUUCUCCUCCAAAGUGUUUAUUGGUAGAGUGUGAGACACCUAACAUUAAAAACGCUGUUCGAGUUGAAGGAAAAUCACCACCCUACGGAUAUAAAAAUGUCGUCCGAUACGAAUGUAAUGAAGGGCACAUAAUGAAUGGAACUGGUCGCCUGGUCUGUGAAGAAAACGGAUGGAAUCCACCUCCCCCCGAGUGCAUCCUUGAUCGAAUUCAAGGUCCAACCACUACAUCUCCACCAUCAGACAGCAACCGUGUGAAGCCCAGCAUAAUAACAAUAGCUGCUGUUGUAUCCAUUGUUGUCCUUCUAGGACCAAAGAACUAUCAUUUGGACUGGGGUGUGACCUCAUUUCCUCAGAAGGGUUUCCAGUUGUUCACGCCUAACCUAGUGGUAACUUACAGGUCCAGUAGCGCUAAACUAAAAGGAACUGAAGAAGUCGAGGUGAACACUAUGACGGAGACACCGAGCUACAGUCUGAUCAUCCUCCUCAUGUGUCUCAUGAAGGUUGGAGAAAUCCAAGCACAAUGUAGCAGACCCAGCGUUGGGGGAAACAGGGUUCUCACUGAAGAAUCAGACCUAGAUAGUUUCCCUGAUGGAGCUACUGCAACAUUCAAAUGUGCCACUGGUUAUAGAACGGUGUCAGGAAGUCCCAAGAUCACCUGCAAAGGACAACAGUGGACCAAUCUAGAUCUUCAGUGCAAUAAAAAGUCCUGUGGGAGUUUGCCUGACGUGUCCAAUGGAAGGUAUUUGACUCCAGAUGGAAUUGAGUAUGGUGCAACAGCUACUGUACAAUGUAAUAAAGGAUAUAUGAAUACCGUAGCAUCUAAUACUAGAAAUUGUAGAGAAGAUGGUUGGGAUGGGAGAAACGCAGUGUGUGAAGCGGUGAAAUGUUUAAAACCUCUCGCUAUACCGAAUGGAAUGUUUCAGCCCGAGGAAGACUCCUAUGAGUAUAACCAAGUAGUCACCUACUCUUGUAAUGGAGAUUACACUCUUAUUGGAUCAGCAGAAAUAUCCUGUAUUGAAAAUGGAACCUUUCAUCCUUCUCCUCCUCAAUGUUUAUUAAUCAAGUGUGAUGCACCUAAAGUUGAUAAUGCAGUUAGAAUUGAAGGCAAAUCACCACCCUACGGUUAUAAUAAUUUUCUCCGGUACGAGUGUAAAGAAGGCUACAGAAUGAAAGGGUCAGACUACCUGAAAUGUGACGUAAAUGGAUGGAAUCCUCCUCCCCCAGUGUGCAUUGAUGCAACCUCAAAUCCAACCUCAGAUACAAACUCGGACCGAGGCGCAGAUAGCACCCUUGCACCCCCGUUGAAUAACCGCCCUCGGAACAUCGGGAUUGGGGUUGGGGUUGUGGCUGCCAUUCUGGCGAUCGGUGGAUGCAUAUUGUAUUUCCUGAAGAAACGCACUGGUUGGGGAAAGGUGCCUACUAGACACGAAGGGGGCGCGUAACACCAUCACUGUCCUGAACUCGGUCCCAGGGAACACUAUUUGACUGAUCCUUGCUGUUGUCCUGCUUCCUAUUGGUGUGUAUGUUUUCCUACAGAGCUGAUGGACAUCUAGGAAUGAACAGAGCUCCUGUUACAUCAUUUCUUUUUGGAG
Messenger RNA from Ictalurus furcatus (blue catfish), 3766 nucleotides. Its product is annotated as complement receptor type 1. The record is from RefSeq and is a predicted model, not a curated record. NCBI's taxonomy places the organism in Eukaryota, Metazoa, Chordata, Actinopteri, Siluriformes, Ictaluridae. The transcript is spliced from 28 exons. Bases 335 to 3616 code for a protein of 1093 amino acids.